GGAAUUUAAAAUCCCCCCAAAAGAAAGGGAAUUCGUGUAAAGUUAAUCUUUAUAUUCCAAAUUCUAGUUACUUCCAGCCAUCAAUCUUAUCGGUCAGGGUAAACACAUGCCUUCAUUUGGCGAGGACCAAUACCAUUAACUGGAGAAGUCAAUGCUUUAUCAAACCCGUUUGGCCACCAUGUAUGUAUGUCAGAUCACGUGAUUUCUAUUCCUCCUUUUGCGUUGAAUGAAGAAAUAGCAGAUAAAACUAAUGAUGGAUUAAGAAGUUAAGACUCAGAGCAGUUGGACUAAUACCUGACUACAAUGGCGGAGAAGUCUAAACUGCGGUACACAGAAAUAGACGGCGUGGAAACCACCGACAUAGAGAACUUCCCCUACUCCGCCAUUAAAGCCCUGGGGGCCGUACAGAUCGGCCUGGGUGUCACGUGUCUGGUCCUGGGGCUGCUGGAUAUAUUCCUGUAUCUCUUUCUUGACGACGAGCUGGUAAUGGCGGGAGAUACCACGCUGAUGACGCUAACAAUAACCUCCUCCCCGAUCUGGUGCGGCCUCUGGUUCAGCGUUGCUGGUUGUAUGGCAGCUUGUAUGAAUAAAAGAAAUAAGUCCAAUUUAAACUAUUUUAAAAUGACGUUUUUGGUGCUUAGCAUCCUUUGUUCCGCGUUGUUUGCCCCCGUGUGUUGUAUCCUUAAUAUCGUCAUGGCCAUCCUGCGUCACGAAUUAGAGCCUGAUUCCUAUCGCUGGAUGGUGCCUAUUCUUAUUGCUUUCUUUUCCUUCAAUGAGCUGAUCUUCGCCAUUGCUUCUGCUUCCAUUUGUUGCUGCUGCGCUCCAAUCAGGACCACACAGAUUCGAGUCGUAAUGGCCAGACAAGUCACGGACGCUAAGAUGAAUUCAGUCGGGGCUUCAGGAAGAGAAAAGAGCAGCGACUCCUUGGAAAUAUUUACCACUACAGAUCGGCAUGGAAAUCCACUAAAACCGCCCUUACCGAAGGACAAAAAAGAGGAACUUCACCCAGCAGAUCCCCCAAACGUCGUCCUCCCCCCUAAAAUCUCCAACAAAAAGCCACCCGACGAGAACGACUACAGACCCAUUACCAAGGAGUCCAGCUACGAGAAGAUGAAGAGACUGGUGUUACCGAGUGCCUCCAUGCCGCGAACUGAGGAGAUAGAGCCCAGAGAUCAGUUCUGAUAAUGUACGCCAAGAGUCAUAUUUAUUUAAUAUUUAAAUUGGUAUCUAAUUUAUUAUCAUCCGAGAUUUACUUGAUGUACAAGAAAUACUGCUUUUGUGUCCCUUUACCAUAAACCGCUUAUACAUUUACAGUGUCAUGCUUUUCGUGGUAAACCAACAUAGGUAUACAGCUGUACAUGUAUGCAGCCAAAGUCUUCAUACACACAUACAAGCAUAUGUGUAUUGUAAUUGUAUUGUAACUGAAAAAUGCACAUGUGAUUUCUUUGAUAUUCUAGUAAUUUCUCCCAAAAGCAAUAGAAGCUGUCCAUUCAGUCGUUUCUCAGUUGUAAAAAAAAAUGCAUAAAUAAUUGAUUUAAGAUCUGGAUAUGUAUCCAUCCAUGUUAUUUUUUAACUUAUGCAUGUUUUACAAUGAUCAUCCUUCAGCAGUCC
Saccostrea cuccullata (small rock oyster) is the source of this 1611-nucleotide messenger RNA. RefSeq lists its product as uncharacterized. The record is from RefSeq and is a predicted model, not a curated record. Lineage: Eukaryota; Metazoa; Mollusca; Bivalvia; Ostreida; Ostreidae. The coding region runs from base 304 to 1182 and encodes 292 amino acids. Gene Ontology annotation, cellular component: membrane. The transcript has 6 exons.